This is a messenger RNA of Trichoderma virens Gv29-8, 1146 nucleotides long. RefSeq lists its product as uncharacterized. The record is from RefSeq and is a predicted model, not a curated record. The coding region runs from base 1 to 1146 and encodes 381 amino acids. Gene Ontology annotation, cellular component: nucleus; Smc5-Smc6 complex. The transcript has 2 exons. Gene Ontology annotation, biological process: DNA repair. Lineage: Eukaryota; Fungi; Ascomycota; Sordariomycetes; Hypocreales; Hypocreaceae.
AUGGACGACAACGACGACGACGAUCUGGACGAUGUGUAUGAUCCGGAUCAACCUCUGGAAGAAAGACGGAAGGUCCAGCAGGGUUUCCGCGAUCUCCUCCGCGAUAUCACAGAAAACAGCGAGGAAUAUCUGCAGGGCGAUUCUCACGGCUUACACGAGACUAUCUUACGGGCCAAUGAACUGUCCAAGCAAGUACGGCAAACCACAGAAGCUACCAUUGAUUCACGGUUGCUUGUCAGUACGACCGACCUGUCAUACCGGAAAACAUUGCGCCUUACCCAAGGCAGCCUAUCACAGGGGAUUGACGUGGAUGACUUCAUCUCCAAGGCCAUCGCAUAUAUGCGAAAUGGUGGGGGGAUUACUAGUGAUCAAUCCUUGGAACUUUCGAGCACUCAGAGGCAGCGGAGGCGGACAAUACACGAUAGAUCAAACGACGACGAUAAUGGCGAUGUAGGAGACGAGGGAGACAUGAUGAACUGGGCUCAUCUUGGCCGUUUUGCUUGCUUGCCAUACAUCAGACGGCCUGCGCUGCCCGGCUUCCUUCUCGGCCCCUUAUCAGUGGAAAAGAAGGCACGCAAAACAGCAAAGCGAAAUGCCCCCUUUCGCCCAAAUAGUUUGACAGAGACGAGGCCCGAAAUACUCAACGUUGAUGACCUAGCCAAGAAAGAAAACGACCUUACUGUCAUAUGCGGAAAAAUUCUUCAACAGCUCUACAAGAUUCAAGCAGAUACACAGCAAACAGUGGCAGACUUGAUCACAGACGACAUGGACGAAGAGGAGAAUACCCGGAUUAUGCACCAGCAUGGGCUUCGGAGUACAGGAGGAAUCGAUUUGAUGCGAUUCGUAGUUAACCCAAAAUCUUUUGGGCAGACUAUCGAGAAUCUGUUCUACGUGAGCUUUCUUAUCCGCGAUGGGAGGGUGGAGAUUGAUUUCGACGAGCACGGUCUCCCCGCGUUAGCACCCGUAGACCGAGAGAAUGAUGACGGCGUUAUUCGUCAGGCAACAUCUAAACAUCAAGCUAUUUUAUCCAUGGAUAUGGAAACAUGGCAAGACAUAAUCGACACAAUGGGCAUAAAAGAGCCCAUGAUUGAACACCGGCGAGAAUUGGCGGUUUCUGGCCCAGGAGCUAGGGGCUGGUAUGGCUAA